GCAGUCAUUUGCCGCGCUUGGCAGCAACUGUUGGCAAUCCUGAAUCGGAUCAAUAUUCCAGUUUCAGUGGGUUGAAGGAGCGGUACGGUAACAUGUAAAAUUUCCUGAAAAUUCUUUCAGUUAUUCUUCGUGUAAUGCCAGAAACUGAUUCGGUGUUGAUGCUCUGGAAAAUCAACAGGAUGUGAUUGGUUUAUGAGAUAAUGAUAUCAUUCGCUGGACUAUAGAUAAUAGCCACGAUGCCUCUGAGGAACAUCAUCCACCGGGCGUCCGCCUUCAUCCUGGGACCGCCAGAGGGCGCUGGUCCCGAAAGUUUUCGCUACGCGGACAACGAGAUCCUCUUCUGCAAGAACAACGUCUGCGUGCAUCCACCCGCCGCGGCAAGGCAGGAUUCAGAUGUGCUGCACCAUCCUGGUUAUCUGACAGUCACAACUAAGGUGUUCGUGGACCAGUACAACGAGUCCCGCAGACCCACCAUGUUCCUCACCUGGAUCCCCAACUCGGUACUAACGAAGCCCUCCGAAGAGGCUAACUCCCCUCUGAGGCACAAGGGCUCGAGUGUCGAGAGCCUCGCCUCCAACGGGUCCAGCGAGUGCUCUAAUAGGUCGAGCGAGUGCUCGAACAGGUCCAGCGAGUGCUCUAACAGGUCAAGCGGGUGCUCGAACAGGUCAAGCGGGUGCUUAGAUAGUGUCAGCGUGGGAUCGAAGAACACCAAUCCCUUCUUGGAGGGGGACAGAGAGUUGACGAGUUUGGAAGAGAGAGGCAUCCGGGUGAAUGUGGAUAUUUCUAGUCCGGGGAUCGAGAUAGUGCAGACGCCUGAUGAGGGUCAUGCACCGACACGCUUCGAUUUUUCCGCAAGGUCCAGAUCGAUAUCCUCGUCAGACAGUCCUCUCAAUUGGGUAACUACACCCGAGUUCCUAAUGCAACAGCAUAGUUUUCCCUUCCAAGACAGCAUAUCAAGUUCACCUAUCCUGAAUUCCAGACAGACACAUAAAUGCCGAAGGUUCAGCGUAGACCUGAGUCAGAUGAGAUCCCUCCGUCUAUUCUUCAGUGAUAAUAACUUCACAUGUGGACAAGUUGUUGUUGCUUCGCGCGAAUCUCAGUACAAAAUACUACAUUUUCAUCAUGGUGGUUUGGAUCAUUUAGCUCAAGUAUUACAUCAGUGGCAUUCUUUGCUGCACAAUAUCAAAUGUGCAAAAGGUAUCGAAGAAAACCUCCCGUACCGCCACUUCAUGGUAUGCAGACCGGAAGUAUCCGCCUUGGAGCUGCACCCGGAAGAAGGUCACGUGCCCAAGCUGACAGACGAAGUCUUCAGGCGCUUGUUCAGCGACGGCGGUCACAUCGACGACGAUUUGUCGUUGAGAAAGUGCAUCUUUUUCUCGGGCAUGGACAGGUCAAUCAGGCGAGAAGUGUGGCCGUUUCUGUUGCACGUGUAUCCCUAUCAGAGCAGCUACGAGGAGAGGGUGCAGAUUGCGGAAAUCAGAAGAAAUGAAUAUGAAGAGAUCAGUAGACGAAGACUGGACCUGAAUGAGAACAGGUUGAACCAGUUCAGGCGAACGAUACAGAGUGUUGUUGAAAAAGACGUGGUACACUCAAGGCAUGAGCGACCUACUGGCCCCCGUUCUUUAUGUUUCAAGAGGGAAUUCACUGAAGGAGUUGCUCUCCGCAUGUGGGAAGCAUGCUGGGCGAAUUAUCUAACGGACUAUUUCCAUUUAUUUCUGUGCUUGGCGAUAAUAUCGGUGUACGCAGAUGACGUGAUCGCCCAAGAUCUCCGAUCAGACGAAAUGCUUCUACAUUUCAGCUCUCUAGCGAUGUACAUGGACGGACAGCUGAUAGCCAGGAAAGCCAGAGGACUUCUCCACCAAUUCAGACAGAUGCGCGAGAUACCCUGCAGCCUGGCUGGUUUGUGCACCAAAUGUGGCCCCGGAAUUUGGGACAGCUCCCACAAUCCCCGUAUUUUUUGCGUAGGGCACGAGAAUUCUGGAGUCUGCUACAACUGUACAAACUGAAAGAGAAAUUAUUAAUAUUUUUUCCGGCUGAAAAUAAUAUUUCUUGAAUCAUCAAAAAAUGUUAAUAUUUUCAGAAUGACAUGUCUGGCUCGUGCACCAAAUGUCGUGGCCCCGGAAUUUGGGAUAGCUUCAUCAAUCCCCGGAUUUUUUGCGUAGGGAACAAGAAUUCUGGGGUCUGCUAUAAUUGUACAAACUGAAAGAGACAUUAUUUGUAUUUGUUCAGCUGAAUAUGAAAUUGUUUGACACAUCCGAGGAUAGUCAUAUUCUCAGAAUGACAUGAUGCGGCCUGUCUGGCCUUUGCAUCAAAUGUGACUCCGGAAUUCGGGACAAAGCUCCAUCAAUCUCUGGAUAUUUUGUGUGGGGCACGAGAAUUCUGGGGUCUGUUACAAUUGUUCAAACUGAAAGAGGAAUUAUUCGAAUUUUUUCAUUUUGGAUAUUAUGUUUUCCGGAUCAUUCAAAUAUAUUGAUAUUCUCAGAAUAACAUGAUGAUGGCUUGUGCACCAAAUGUGGCGCCGGAAGUUGGGACAGCUCCAUCAAUCCCGGAUAUUUUUCGUAGGCACGAGAAUUCUGGGGUCUGCUACAAUUGUAUAAACUAAAAGAGAAAAUACCUGUAUUCUUCCUGGCUGAAUAUAAUGUUUUUUGAAAUCAUCCAAGACUAUUCAUAUUCUCCGAAUGACAUAAUGCCUGUCUGACUUGUGCACCAAAUGUGGCCCCAGAAUUCGGGACAAAGAUUCGUCAAUCUCUGGAUAUUGUGCGUGAAGCACGAGCUAGAAUUCUGGGGUCUGAUUCAAUUGUACUGACUGAAAGAGAAAUCAUUUGUAUUUUUUGAAGCUGAAUAUUAUAUUUUUCGAACCAUCUAAAAGUUGUCAUAUCCUCAGAAUAACAUAAUGCGGCGUGUCUGGCUUGUGCAUCCAAUGUGGCCCCGGAAUUCGGGACAAAGCUUCAUCAAUCUCUGGAUAUUCUGCGUGUGGCACGGGAAUUCUGGGGUCUGCUACAAUUGUACUUACUGAAAGAGAAUUUAUAUGGAUUUUUUUCCAGUUGAUUAUUAUAUUUUUCGAAUCAUCCAAAAAUGGUUGAAUUCUCAGAAUAGCAUGAUGCGACCUGUCUCACUUGGACACCAAGUGUUAGCGUGGAAUUGGGACAGCUCCCAUAAUCCCCAGAUAUUUUGCGUGGGGCACGAGGAUUUUGGUGUCUGUUGAAAUUGGACAAUCUGAAUGGAAAACUAUUGGUAUUUGUUUCCGGCUGAAUAUUAUAUUUUUUUAAUCAUCCAAAAAUAGUCAUAUUGCCAGAAAGACAUGAUGCGGCUUGUCUGACUAGUGCACCAAAUGUGGCCUAUCAUUUUGGGACAGCUUCCACUAUCCCCUGGUAUUUUUCGUGGAGCACAAGCAUGGUCUGCUACAAUUUUAAAAACGGAAAGAGGAAUCAUUUGUAUUUUUUCUGUUGGAUAUCAUAUUUUUCAUUUCAUCCAGAAAUAGUGGAAUCCUUAGAAUGAAAUAAUGUUUUGCGCACUGAAUAUUGCCUCGGAAUUUGGGACAACUUCCAAAAUCCCCUGAUAUUUUGCGUAGGGCACGAGUAAUAUGGGGUCUGCUACAAUUGUACAAACUGAAAGAGAAAUUAUUAUCUCCUAGAUAUAAUAUUCACCAAUUUAUCCAGAAAUAUUCAAAUUCUCAGAAUGCAUUGAAUAAAGUUUGUACAAACUGAAAGAGAAAUUAUUUAUAUUUUUUCCGGCUGAAAAUUAUAUUUUUUUAAUUAUCCAAAAAUAGUGAUAUUUUCAGAAUGACAUGUCUGGCUUGUGCACCAAAUGUCGUGGCCCUGGAAUUUGGGAUAGCUUCAUCAAUCACCGGAUAUUUUGCGUGGGGUACGAGAAUUCUGGAGUCUGCUACAUUUGUACGAACUGAAAGACGACAUAUUCGUAUGUUUUCUACUGGAUAUUAUAUAUUUCGAAUCAUCCAGAAAUGGUCUAAUUCUCAGAAUGCGAUAAUGCUUGUGCACCAAAUGUUUUCCCGGAAUUGGAUACAGCUCCCACAAUCUCCAGAUAUUUUGCGUGGAGCACAAGAAUUCUGGAAUGUGCUACGAUAAUUGUAUAAAUUGGAAGAAAAUACUUCUAUUUUUUCUGCUGGGUAUGAAAAGUCGUAUCCUCAGAAUUUGGUACAGCUUCCACAUCUCCCGUUAAGUUUGUCUUUUUUUGCUAGAUAUUAUGGGUACUUCUCGAAUUAUCGAAUGGUGACAGUGAGCAAAUAAUUCAAGGGUCAUGUUCACGAAAUCUUCAAUGAAUUGAACGACAAUGGUUGAUGACGGCACAAAACAGCUGAGUAAUUUCCUGGUAAUUCUACGCAUACUCAACAACUAAUAUCCCAAUGCUGCCAGUAACCUUCCUGUUGAAUUGCAAUAGGAUGGCAUUUGUUCAAUUGCAUUUCUAAUACUAUACCACAGAGUGUGCAUCCCAGUUCGGUUGCGAUCACAAGAUUUCUCGGUUGUUAUGGGCACUGUGGCUGAGUUUGUCUAUGCGCUGAAAUUCGCUAGAUAGCCGUUCACGAUGCGGCGAAGGUACUGUCAAUUCGAAUCCGGCUACCGGCUGACAAUUUUUCUUAAAGAAUGUGUGAUUUCUGAUUGUAAUCCUGGCAGCACCCCGAUGCCCUGAAGUGGUUCAAUUCCACUAUAAGCUGUAGGUCCGGCUCUUCCUAACCCCACACAAGUUUCGACUUCUGGGGAGUUGGUUCCCAACUUUGAAGAAGCGAUAUAUACAAAAAAAAAAAAAAAGUACUUUGCAAUUUUCACGUUAUUCCUUCACUACUUUUUUGUAAAAUUCAAGGGGGCUUGCUUAUCAGAUUUUCAAUGACUGUUCACAUUUAUGAGAUUCUGAUAAUACAUACUUCUUCCAUAUCUAUAAAGUAAUAAGAAUGAGUGUAAUGCUGAGAACUGACAGACCGUAUUGAACAGACAGUUCUUCAUUCCAGUUUGAUCAUUUCAGCUAUUUUCGGUCAUGUUUUUUAUUUCGAUAAUUCAUAUAUCGGAUGUUUUUUAGCUGAAUAUGCAUACAGGGUGUCUGCAUCGCAUAUUAUUAUUAUGCCUUGCUCACAAACUCACUCACUCCUCUGGAACACCGUGGAAAAGUUGGCGAUCUGGCUCUAUUUCAUAUAUAUUUUCAUGGACGUUGCUCUUCUGAAAUAUCAACAAUUGUUCCUUCCUUGGUAGUCCUAGCGAGAUUAACCUGUCGAGUUGAGGCUUCGCGCCCCUUCGUGGUCACUUUGGAGACCUGCAGAACAUCUCUUUUCAAAUACUCGUUCAUCCAAGGAACAGCGAGGCUCUGGAACACAUUGCCAAGGGAGGUGUUCUUCGAGGCAUAUAACCUUCCCUUGGUUCUCACGAUGUUCUCUGAACAUUACAGGAUAUCCCAUUUCGUGGGAACCAGAACUUAAAAAAAAUUAUCAAGUUUACGCAAAGGUGGUCUACGAUUGUUGUUCAUUUAAUGAACAUUUUUCUUGAUGAGCAGAGAAUUUCAGUUUUUUGAAGUGUAUCUUUCCUUCUACGCUAGAUGGCGUUACACCCAUGUGGCCUAUGGGAGAUUCCACUGCUGUUAUAAAAUGCCGAUCAGAUUAUUGUUACGCUUAUCUGGCUGAAUAAGGACGGCUAGCUGAAGACAAUCCUACACUGAUGGAGACAAAAGCCCAACAUUUCCCUGCAGGUGUCAAGCGUUAACCUUGCUACAAUCUUCGAAAUGACAGCAUUGAGGUAAGAAUAACUUGCAUCAGUAUUCGUUUAUACGAAUGAAUGCAUAGAUCAAGGGAGUAUGUAUUUCAAUGUUCUGCGUGUCAUCAGCCACGAAAGUAGUUGUUCAACUUCCCUCAUCUACCAUCGUCGUUUAUUUCAUAAAAAUUUGUGAAAAUUACUCUGAGGUUUAUAUUAAUUCAGGUAAAAAUUCAUUUGUUGUUGAACUUCACAAACUGUGGAAUUGUAAAAAAUAUUUGAUUUAUCGAAUCACUCAUGUACCUACCUAUUGUAAAUGUUAAUAUGAUGAAUAAAU
Messenger RNA from Phaedon cochleariae (mustard beetle), 6030 nucleotides. The record is from the annotation of a GenBank genome assembly. Lineage: Eukaryota; Metazoa; Arthropoda; Insecta; Coleoptera; Chrysomelidae.